This is a messenger RNA of Aphidius gifuensis, 3046 nucleotides long. Its product is annotated as E3 ubiquitin-protein ligase RNF19A-like. Gene Ontology annotation, molecular function: ubiquitin protein ligase activity; ubiquitin conjugating enzyme binding; zinc ion binding. Bases 636 to 3008 code for a protein of 790 amino acids. The transcript is spliced from 11 exons. NCBI's taxonomy places the organism in Eukaryota, Metazoa, Arthropoda, Insecta, Hymenoptera, Braconidae. Gene Ontology annotation, cellular component: ubiquitin ligase complex; cytoplasm. The record is from RefSeq and is a predicted model, not a curated record. Gene Ontology annotation, biological process: protein polyubiquitination; ubiquitin-dependent protein catabolic process; positive regulation of proteasomal ubiquitin-dependent protein catabolic process.
ACUCAUAGUCACACAUAGUCAGCUGUUGUGUCAAAGCGUUACGGGUUUUUAACCAACCGAAAGUUUUUAUAUUCUCUCUCUACGUGCUGGAUGAUGAUGAAAAUAAAAAAUAAAAAUAAGAAAGAGGGGUUAGUUAAAAGAGAGUCUUGUGAAAUUGAAAUUUUCACUUCAUAAUUUUGCAAUCUGUGCACAAUUCAUGUCUAGAGUAAAAUUUAAAUACCCUAUCAAUUUUUCAAGUGUGUGUGUGUGUGUAAUUAUUUAUUUAUUUAUUAUUUUGUCAAGUGGUGUAUAAAAAAAAAAAAUACUCAAGAAAUUUAUUUGUAUUUUAUGUCAAUAUUAUUUCUAUAUUUAAAAAAAUUUUACUUUGUAAUCGCGUGAUUCAUAAUUCAAUCAGGUUUCUCAUGUUAAAAAAAAUCGUCAUUAUUUAGUCAUCUAGCUAACGUCUUGUGAUUAGUGUGCUGGUCAUUUGUGUCGCUACGAAACAAUCAAAAUAGACUGCUAAGAAUAGAGUAUUUAAUUAAACUGGUGUGUUGAUGGAUAUUUAAAGUGAUGACAAUAUGAUAUUAUAAAUAAAACAAAAAAAAAAAAAUUAUAAAAAAUUAAAUUACAUAUUAAAUUAUAAAUAUAUAUUAUAAAUGGCCAAAGAAAGUGAAUCAGUUGCUGGAGGAUGCAAUGCAUCAUCACCAAGGCCAAGGCGAUUAUUUGCAAGAUUUUCAUUAAGAAGAUUAUUGUAUGCAAGUCCAUUGAUUGGUCGAAGAAUUGCAAGAGCAUCAAAUUCUAAUCGUAAUAGUACAAAAGGCAAAGAUUCAACAAAUAGUAAAACACCAGAUGUUGAAAAGGGUGAUGUAAAAGUGACCACCAAUAAUCCAAGUCAUUGUCAAUUUCAUAAUUCAGAAUUACAAAGAACAUCUAGUAAAAGUUCUGGUAUUUCAACUGCUGGAAAGAGUUGUGAAAAUGGUUUAUUGGAGUGUCCUCUGUGUUUAGCUGAAUUGUCAUACGACUCAUUUCCAGUAAUACAGUCUUGUCAUCAUCGAAGCUGUUAUGACUGUUUCCAGCAAUAUCUUAGAAUGGAAAUAUCUGAGUCACGUAUUAAUAUUGCGUGUCCAGAGUGUUCUGAGCCAAUUCAUCCCAAUGAUAUUCGUAUGAUACUUAAUGAUCAAACACAGUUGGAAAAAUAUGAAGAUUUUAUGGUAAGAAGAGUACUUGCUGUUGAAUCAGAUGUAAGAUGGUGUCCAGCACCAGAUUGUUGUUUUGCUGUUAUUGCAAGUGGUUGUGCAUCAUGUCCAAAAUUAAGAUGUGAAAGACCUGGUUGUGAUUCGUAUUUUUGUUAUCAUUGUAAAGCAAGAUGGCAUCCAAAUCAAACUUGUGAUGCUGCAAGAGCUCAAAGAGCACAACACUAUGAAAGAAGUUCUUCAUUGAGUUUUAGCCAAACUGAUUCACAACAUAGAGAUGAUAUCAAACCAUGUCCAAGAUGUCAAAUACUCAUUGUCAAAAUGGAUGAUGGCAGUUGUAAUCAUAUGACUUGUGCUGUUUGUGGUGCUGAAUUUUGCUGGUUGUGUAUGAAAGAAAUUAGUGAUCUACAUUAUUUAAGUCCAUCUGGAUGCACGUUUUGGGGUAAAAAGCCUUGGUCAAGAAAAAAGAAAAUACUAUGGCAAUUGGGUACACUGGUUGGUGCACCUGUUGGUAUUGGUUUAAUUGCUGGAAUUGCUGUUCCAGCUAUGAUAAUAGGAAUUCCAGUUUGGGUUGGCAGGAAAUUGUAUACACGAUACGAAUUAGCAAAUAAACACAAAAGAAACGCCUUAAUUGCCGGAGGUGUAGCAGCAUCGGUACUAGUAUCUCCAAUACUUGCUGGUCUUGCUGUUGGUAUUGGUGUACCAAUUUUAUUAUUUUAUGUUUACGGUGUUGUACCGGUGUCACUAUGCAGAAGUGGAGGAUGUGGUGUAACAACAAAUGGCUCUGGUGUUAGAUUUGAUUUUGAUGAUGAAAAUGAAUUAAUGGGUACCCUGAGUGGUAUAAAUGUUGGAGAUACAGCAUCUAUUGAUGUUACAAGUCAUCGUGGUGGUAAUCCAUCAAUUGGUGAAGCAUCAUUGUCACUUGGUAGUGGAAGUCAAUUAGAAAAAUUAGGACGUGAAAAUGAUCGUGAAAGUGCAAGUAAUGUUGCACUUGCUGGUACAAGUUUAGCUGGUAGUAUUGCAUCAAGUGUAUUACCAUGUGGACAAAAAUUAGAAGUACAAGCUGAUAUUGCAUCAAGUCAAAGAUUUAGUUUAUGUAGUGAAACAGCAUCAGCAGCAACAAGUCUAUCUGAAAAAUCAGUAAAUGCAUCAAUUGCUGCUGAUGAUGGUGGUGCAUCAACACGAGCACUUGCUGGUUCAGUUCUUAAUUUUAAAAUUGAUGGAAAUUCAAUAAAUAGUGGUAGUAAGUCUAUUGAUUGUGAACAAAUUAUAAUAUCAAAUUGUCAAAUGGAUUCUGCUGGACAAGCUGCAUCACUGAGUUCAUUGGAAGAAAUUGUUCCUGGUUUGGCUAAAAGAGCAAGAAGAAGACCGACAUUAGAUCGUCAACACAGUGAUUCAAGUAGUUGGACAUUUUGUGGUGAAGAUGCUGCAUCUGAAAGAGUUCGUUUUGAUGAUCAUGUUAGUUUUAUUGAGGCUGAUCAAGAACCUGCCAUUGUUUCUUCUACUACUAGAGGACAAGAAAGAUCAACAAGAAAAAAAAAAAAUAAAGAAAAUGAUACUGAUAUUGAAAUGCAAAAACCUAGAUGUUCAAAUGAUGAUGACUCAACAUCUGAUGAUGGAUCUCGUGAAAGAGUUAAUGUUGCUGCACUUAGAAAUGUUUUUUUUCAUAAUUCAGCAACGUGUGGAGAAAAAAGAUUGCCUGUGAUUGAAGAACCAAGCUCAAGUGCCAACCUUAUAACUUCCACAACACCAACUACUGCACUCAUUCUUACAUCAGUUAUUAACAACGAGGCAAUUGAUGCUAUUAGCAUUGUCGAUGAAAAAUCACACAGCUAAGCAAAUUAAUUAGAAAAAAAAAAAAAAAAAAUUUAAAA